Molecule: messenger RNA, 1753 nt
Organism: Homalodisca vitripennis (glassy-winged sharpshooter)
Lineage: Eukaryota; Metazoa; Arthropoda; Insecta; Hemiptera; Cicadellidae
Product: lysosomal acid phosphatase-like
Exons: 7
Coding region: 276-1526 (416 amino acids)
Biological process (GO): dephosphorylation
Molecular function (GO): phosphatase activity
Source: RefSeq, a predicted model, not a curated record
AUGUUAUUGCUUCCUUUUAAGACAAUUAAAAUAAGUACACUUAUAUUUCAGUUAUCGUUAGAGGAAAAACAAUAGCUUCUUUGUUAGUUUGUUGCGUAAAAGAUAUAAUGUUCCUAUCGCGUAUCACGGUUUGGAUUAUCUUAUCCUAGUUUUGUUUUUACACGACUAAAUUAGGUCGGUCGUUUAGUAGUUCUAAAUAUUUUACUGUGGUGUUGGAGGGUCUCAGGUGUCAUAAAAUAUUUCAAUAUCUCAACUAACUUUAGUUAAAGUUUAAGAUGCCACGUGUCUUGUUCUUGUGCUUUAUUGUGGCUAUCACAAUUUUGGUCAUUGUUCAAGGUCAAACGUACGGGCCUACUGGCGAAUACAAUGAUAGUCUCAGUCUGACAGAGAUCAAUGCUACCAACACAACAGGAACUAGAGCAGUGUCCACGUUACAAUUUGUUAUUUUGGUGGCCCGUCACGGCAGCAGGGGUUCUGUCUUUAGCUUCCCAUCAAGCCGGUACCAGAGCAAUGAUAGGAGUGUGUGGCCACACGGUUUUGGGGAGCUUACCCAGAGAGGUCGCAUCCAGAUGUACAAGUUGGGGGAGAAUGUGCGAUCCAUGUACAACGGCUUUCUCGACAGUACAUACCGAUCAGUGGACUUCAAGGCCUUGAGUUCUCCUUCAGGACGUACCAUUCAGAGUGCAGAACUAUUCCUGGCCGGGCUGUUUCCUCCCCAUGGCUUCCAGGUGUGGAAUCAGGACCUGCUCUGGCAACCCAUACCGGUCUUCCCUAGUUUUCUAGAUCAUUAUAAGAUGGUCUUUAUAAAAGGACACAGCAAAUGCCCGAGAUUCACUGAAGCUCAAACAAACUCUUUGCUGCAAUUUGAUAAACUAUACGAUGCGUCUCUCACCAGCUUUCUCGAGUACGUCCUUCCCCAUUCGGGUAUCGAUGAAGAAACAGUUCGAAAGAGUUACGACAACUUAUACAGGUUGCAAAUAGUCAUAUUAUUAUGGGAAUCCUUGAACAAUGAGGCAGAGAAUGGACUUCCACUCCCAGACUGGGCCUCCGAGAUAUACCCAGAACCUCUAACCUCACUGUAUGUGGCACUCCAGAGGGUGAUUAUUGCAGGGUCUGCAGAUCAAAUUAAAUAUUUGCAAGGAGAACUGUUCCAAGAGUUGGUAGGCCUGAUGCAGUCCAAGGCUAACAACACGCUGAGCCCUAACAGACGCAUGUACUACUACUCUGCCCACGACUACACGCUACUGGCCCUACUGGCGAUGUUGGGUCAGCAGGCGGUGGAUGAGGUGAAAUACGUGAACACUGGAUCUGCCUUAAUCUAUGAGCUCCACCGUCACGCGAGCACCGGUCGGUUCUACAUCCAGGUGCUUUAUAUUGACGGACAUGGAGAUUUGGUACCCAUAGAAAUCAACAUAUCCGAAUGCGAAUCACCUUGUGAUUUUGAACAGUUUUUGAAGACCACCGAGCAGUACUCCAACAUUACAAACUGGUUGGAAGAAUGCCACUUGGGACCCGCGACAACUUAAGCAGUUGUAAAUAAGAACUGGAUGGGAUUUUUGUCAAACUAUGGAUCAUAAAGAAAGGUUAAAUAGAUACUGACUAAAGAUUAAAAUAUCCAAGAUGAGUUACAAAAACCAUAAAACUUUAUUAGUUUUCAGUCAAAUCAAUAACCUCCUACUCAUGAUCCAAGGUAGAGCACAAGCCACUUAUCCUGUAUUGUAAUCAAAUGUUCAAUAUAACAUAGCUUUUAUAA